AUGGAGGCAGAAGGCAGCAGAGGCGUGUCCGCGCUGCCCGGCACCAGCGACGGCGCCGGCGGCAGCGGCAGCGACGGCACCGUGAGCAGCGGGAAUGUCAAAGCCCCCAAGCAUCUGUGGCGGCACGAGCAGCACUACCCGCCGCAGCUGCGGCAGCACCAGUUCCUCCAGCACCAGCAGCCCCCCGGCCCGCAGCCUCCCGCCUCGCGGGGCCGCUGCCUGGCCGGGGCUCGCGUCAGGCAUCGCGGCUACUCCGACACGGAGCGAUACCUCUACAGCCGAGCUAUGGACCGCGCCUCCUACGCCGUAGAGACCGGCCACCGGCCCGGCUUGAAGAAAUCGCGGAUGUCCUGGCCCUCCUCUUUCCAGGGACUCAGACGUUUUGAUGUAGACAAUGGUACAUCAUCAGGACGAAGUCCCUUGGAUCCUAUGACGAGCCCUGGAUCAGGCCUAAUUCUUCAGGCAAAUUUUGUCCACAGUCAACGUAGGGAGUCUUUUCUUUACCGGUCAGACAGUGACUAUGACUUAUCUCCAAAGUCCAUGUCCAGGAACUCCUCCAUUGCCAGUGAUAUACAUGGAGAUGACUUGAUUGUGACACCAUUUGCUCAGGUGCUGGCCAGCCUGCGUACUGUACGGAAUAACUUUGCUGCACUAACAAAUUUACAAGAUCGGGCACCCAGCAAACGAUCACCAAUGUGUAACCAACCAUCUAUCAACAAAGCAACUAUAACAGAGGAGGCCUACCAAAAACUGGCCAGCGAGACCCUGGAGGAGCUGGACUGGUGCCUGGACCAGCUGGAGACCCUGCAGACAAGGCACUCCGUCAGCGAAAUGGCCUCGAACAAGUUUAAAAGAAUGCUCAACCGGGAGCUAACCCACCUAUCUGAAAUGAGCAGGUCAGGCAAUCAGGUCUCAGAGUAUAUAUCAAACACAUUCUUAGACAAGCAGCAUGAAGUUGAAAUCCCUUCUCCAACACAGAAAGAGAAAGAGAAAAAGAAGAGGCCAAUGUCCCAGAUCAGUGGAGUCAAAAAACUGAUGCACAGCUCCAGCCUAACUAAUUCCAGUAUUCCCAGAUUUGGAGUUAAAACAGACCAAGAAGAUAUUCUUGCCAAGGAACUAGAAGACGUGAACAAAUGGGGCCUUCAGGUUUUCAAAGUAGCAGAGUUAUCUGGAAACAGACCUUUGACAGUCAUUAUGUACACCAUUUUUCAGGAACGGGACUUGUUAAAAACAUUUAAGAUUCCAGUAGACACUUUAAUAACUUACUUGAUGACCCUGGAAGACCAUUACCAUGCAGAUGUGGCGUAUCACAAUAACAUACAUGCUGCGGAUGUUGUUCAGUCAACCCACGUGCUACUAUCAACCCCAGCAUUAGAGGCAGUGUUCACUGAUUUGGAGAUUCUUGCAGCAAUUUUUGCCAGUGCAAUACACGAUGUAGAUCAUCCUGGAGUCUCAAACCAGUUUCUUAUCAACACAAAUUCUGAACUCGCCUUGAUGUACAAUGACUCAUCGGUACUGGAGAAUCAUCACUUAGCUGUGGGCUUCAAGCUGCUGCAGGAAGAAAAUUGUGAUAUUUUCCAGAAUUUGACGAAAAAACAAAGGCAAUCAUUAAGGAAAAUGGUCAUUGACAUUGUACUUGCAACAGACAUGUCUAAGCAUAUGAAUCUAUUGGCUGAUUUAAAAACUAUGGUUGAAACAAAAAAAGUGACCAGUUCUGGUGUCCUACUUCUUGAUAACUAUUCAGACAGGAUUCAGGUUCUUCAGAAUAUGGUGCACUGUGCAGAUCUAAGCAACCCAACCAAGCCACUCCAUCUCUACCGCCAAUGGACAGACAGAAUAAUGGAGGAAUUUUUUCAUCAGGGAGAUCGGGAAAGAGAGAGGGGAAUGGAGAUAAGUCCCAUGUGUGAUAAGCACAAUGCAUCUGUAGAAAAAUCACAGGUGGGUUUUAUAGACUACAUUGUUCAUCCUCUGUGGGAGACAUGGGCAGAUCUUGUUCACCCUGAUGCCCAGGAUAUCUUAGAUACACUGGAGGACAAUCGAGAAUGGUACCAGAGCACAAUCCCUCAAAGUCCCUCUCCUGCUCCUGAUGGCCAGGAAGAGAGUAGGCAGGGACAAACUGAAAAAUUCCAGUUUGAACUAACACUGGAGGAAGAUGGUGAGUCAGACACCGAAAAGGACAGCGGAAGUCAAGUAGAAGAAGAUACCAGCUGCAGUGAUUCCAAGACUCUUUGCACCCAGGAUUCAGAAUCCACUGAAAUUCCUCUUGAUGAGCAAGUAGGAGAAGAAGCAGAAGAGGUGGAGAAUCAGACAGAACCUUGUGUGGUAGAAGACCAUUCUCCUGAAACAUAA
Molecule: messenger RNA, 2349 nt
Organism: Indicator indicator
Lineage: Eukaryota; Metazoa; Chordata; Aves; Piciformes; Indicatoridae
Gene: PDE4D
Product: phosphodiesterase 4D
Exons: 15
Coding region: 1-2349 (782 amino acids)
Biological process (GO): cAMP catabolic process; regulation of cardiac muscle cell contraction; signal transduction
Cellular component (GO): nucleus; perinuclear region of cytoplasm; cytosol
Molecular function (GO): 3',5'-cyclic-AMP phosphodiesterase activity; transmembrane transporter binding; ATPase binding
Source: RefSeq, a predicted model, not a curated record